AUGGGAGACAUUUGCGAGCUGACCGGCGAUGUCGUCCGAGCGAACAAGAAGGCCACCAUCAUGGUGGUUCUCUUCGUCCUGCUGGAGAUUCUUCUUUUGGCUCCGCCGUACGGGAGCGUUGUGCCCAUGGCCGCGGGAUUCGCCCUGAUGCUGGUCGUUGCGGUGGCGAUCCUCAACCGAUACAUUUGGAUCCGAAUGUUCCGCCCUAUGCUCCAGCUCGCGGGAAUGCCGCCGGUGAAAAGGGGCACUGGGGAAUGCUGCUGUUGCUGCCUCUGCCGUAAGCAGGACAACCGUCAGGUCCGAGCUCUCAGAGCCCUGUUCGUGUUGGUGUUGGUAGGCAUCUACGCGAUUACGCUGUCGGCCGUGGCUCUGGAGCAGCUUGUGGGCACCACCAACGGCAGGGACCCGCACCCCUGGAUGUACUUCAGCUUCCAGUUCGCGGGAGCCUUCGUCCUCCUCAUCGUGUCGGCCUGGUUCGUUGACAUCUUUGUCAUGACAUUCCGGGUUUCCCGAUACCUGUGGGGACGUUUCACGAAAAAAGGCGAUCAGGCCGCCGCCGCCACCGCCACAGGGCAACAGAAGUUUGCGCUCCCACUGUUGGCGUUUCCCCUGAUGUGGCUGGUGGUGUUCGUGAUCCUGGUUGCGGUGGCUUCGGUGCAGGGAUCGAGGGACCCCGUCACGCGCACGGUGGAGGUGCCUUUGGCGAAUCUCCCGGCGUGCCUGGACGGUUACAGCCUAGCCAUGGUCAGCGAUCUGCAUGCCGGGCCUACCGUGGGCAAGAGUGAGAUGUCUAGGCACGUCGAAGCCAUCAACGCGCUCGGCGCGGACGCCAUCGUGAUGGUCGGAGAUCUCGUAGAUGACCAGGUGGAGGACAUCGGUUCCAUCGUAGAUCCCAUUUCGGGCUUCAGCGCGCCGGACGGUCAAUUUUUCGCUUAUGGGAACCACGAAGAGUACACCGGACAGGCGAGGAAGUGGGGAGAGUUCGUCGCCGACCGAGGCUUCACAGUGCUCAACGACACGAGAAUCACCCUUCCUCCUGGUGCAGAGACCGCUAGCACUAGCAACAACGAGGGCUGCUUCUUCUACCUUGCCGGCGUGAACGAUUACGAGUCUGACCCUCAGUACGGCCCUGCGCUCGACGGGAGGGAUGACUCCGUAGCCACAGUGCUCUUGGCUCAUGAGCCCAUACAGGUGAAAGAGGCCUCCAAGUACAGCUCGGUGGGCCUGCAGCUCUCCGGCCACACACACGGAGGCCAGGUCUUCCCUUACCACGUUCUGGCCUACCUGAACCAGGGAUAUGUCUCGGGCCUGCACAAGAAGAGAGACACGUUCCUGUACGUGUCGGAGGGUGCGGUGGGCUGGGGUCCUCGCAUGCGUCUCUUGUCCACCACUGAGUACACCCUCGUGAUACUGAGGUCACCCGAGCUGUUCUCGAACGCCGACACGAGCGACACAGAGUCCACCAGAGCAACAGGCGCGGCCGGUGUCCUCCUUCUGCUGAGCGUACUGUACUGCCUGGGGUAUCCCGUGGUGAGGGCGUUUCGAAGAGCAAAGAGUGGGCAGGAGGACCCCGAAGGACGUGAGGAGUGGCGUUCGAGCGCGGCCGCUGUUGCGGCUGGUGACUACGCGACCUGAUGGCCGAAGAGGAUUCUUCUACCUAGUGUUUGCACGUCGGCAGACUGGGAAAGAGAAGGGGUGUGGAGGGGAAGAAAGGCAGGGGAUGCGGGGGGCAAGGUUUAGAGAAAGAGAGAGAGAGAGAGAGAGAGAGAGAGAGAGAGAGGGAGAGGGAGACAGACCCACACACCUUGCGUGUGUAACGGGGGGGGGGGCACACGGGGGAUGAUUUUUCAGCCGAUGAAAGUUGAAAGCUAGCGUUGAUGUGUUGUGUACAAAGUGUUUUUUCAUUUUUGUCAGUCCGUCGAGAAUCACCUUGCACACCGCCGUUUGUGCAAGAACACCUGCAGUACUGCGCUAACGUGAUCGAGUGCCGCGUGUUCUGGUAGUAUAUUGUAGGCUGCGUAUUGUUUUAAUGCGCGUUGGGUUUUGUCGGGUAGGCCAUGCACACUGCGAGCAGCCUAGAUUGUGUUCCGUUGUUCCACACCAACACGAGGGGUGGAAUACCACCGCCGUGAUUUCCAUUGUUUGUAUUGCUCAAACGUUUAGAGGAAUCACCGGUUGGUUGUAUGUCUUGAGGAGGUGUUGCGCUGGUUUAGGCGUCGCGAGAGGUCGCGGUAGGACGUUGUGGGCUAGUGAGGUCCCAGAAAUCAAAGCGCUAAACACGGCUGUUUUCGUGUGUCGUGUGUUUCUUGUUUUUUUUUUCGAGUUUUCCCUACGUCUGCCCCCCGUUAGUCCAUUCUCCCGAUGUCGUCAUUCCGACUGCGUUUUCUCGAUCGACGUGAGACUUCUUCUCUCUACUUGCAUGACAUGAGUAAUUUUCGUCAGAUGGUAAGAAAGAGGGCCAUACCCUGCUCUCGUUAUAGAGAUAGUCUAGUCUAUUCCCUGAAGUUUUCUUUCUCGAGUACAUGUAUUAUGACCUCGGGGCCGUUGUCGUUCGUUCGCUUGGGUACAACGCGACACGCUUCCUUUCCAGGAGGUUAACAAGAAGAGGCCUGCCUUUCCUCGUUUUCAAUCGCGAACUUCACGCCCAUGUGAGAGUUGGUGUAAACGUUUAAGUACUACUUUACUGCGGCUGCGUUUUCAGUGGUUACAGAUGAAGUGUUGCCACCGGUAGCAUGGGGUCAGGACU
Messenger RNA from Ectocarpus siliculosus, 2746 nucleotides. NCBI's taxonomy places the organism in Eukaryota, Phaeophyceae, Ectocarpales, Ectocarpaceae. The record is from the annotation of a GenBank genome assembly.